Molecule: messenger RNA, 609 nt
Organism: Tyto alba (common barn owl)
Lineage: Eukaryota; Metazoa; Chordata; Aves; Strigiformes; Tytonidae
Product: complement C4-like
Exons: 7
Coding region: 1-609 (202 amino acids)
Biological process (GO): complement activation
Cellular component (GO): extracellular region
Source: RefSeq, a predicted model, not a curated record
AUGGCCAUGGCCGAGAUGUCCCUGCUCAGCGGCUUCAGGCCCCAUCGGCUCGACCUCGCAUGGUGUUGGAGUGUCGGGGUGUCAGGGUGCGAGGGCACAGGGGGUGUCAGGCAUCGGGGUGCACUGUUGGAGUGUCACCAUGUUCCCCCCCGGCUGCGGGACGUGGUCGAUCGCUGGAUCAGCCACUACGAGCUCAGCAGGACGCGGCUGGUCAUCUACCUUGACGAGGUCCCCACGCGGCGCCAGUGCAUCAGCUUCGGGGCCACCCAGGAGGUGGUCCUGGGGCAGAUCCAGCCGGCCAUGGCGGCUAUCUACGACUACUAUGAGCUGGCUCAGCACUGCACUGUGUCCUACAGCGACCCCCACAGGAGCAGUGUGCCACCCACCCUCUGCUCCUCCCAGCUCUACCUCUGCGCCCAAGGCGUGUGCCCCCGCCUCUGGCGGGCAUUGCCGGCCCUGAUGCUGGGCGAUCACCUGGACUUUGCCUGCUACAGCCCCCACAUCAACUAUGCACUGGUGGUUCAAGCACUGGCCCAGAGUGAGGUUGGGCCCUUCCUGGCCUUUGAGAUCGAAAUCCUGGAGGUUCUACUGGGAGCUGUCCCCAAAUAA